AUUACUUAAAUCUCUUAGUCUGGAAGGGUUUUGGUAUAUACAUUUGUUUUUCCUUGUAAUUUGAGUCUUGCUUGGAACCCCAAAAGCGAACUGCCUUCCUUCACCACCAUCCAUUCUUGUAUAACUUUCUUCCUUUUCCUUGGUUUGCAGAACUUUUGAAAGCAACAAAUAGCUGUCUCUUUUAAUACCAACCUUUCUCCAAAGAGUGGGAAGGUAAAUUCAGAAUAAAGUUGGCGGCUCCUUUUGGGUAUUCAUGGAGUUUCCUUCAAUAAAAGUUCUCUCCACCUUUUUUUUUUGCAACACACCCAUUUUCUCUGAGUAUACACUGAAAGGCCUUCAAUCCCUACUGCUAAAAUUGACAUCUUGUUGACAGGUAGAACCAGUGAUUCUUCUUGAGUAACCUACUACCCUAGCUUUUCAUGGGGGCUUUCCCCCUUCUUUUUUGGCUUUUUAUUUCUUUUUUCCCUUCACUACCAACUUUAGUUGUUUGGUGGAAUCCUUGUCAGUGAGUGAAUGGUUGUAAAAUAGCAUCCCAUUUGUUUUCUGCUGCUUUACUCUGCAACUACUCUCAUCCAUCGCUUUCUUAACUCUCACCUUAUUUAUUUUAGUCUUCUCUCUUCUUCUUCUUCUUCUAACCCUCCUCCAAUCUACUUGGAGUAACAUCUUGUUGGGACAUGCAAAUAACUGUCUUCGACAUUCUUGUUCUUCCAAUUUUUGUAUUCUUGUUGUCUGUAUGCUGACCAGCGUGCUCUGUUCUUGUUAUAUACAUUUCUCGUCAGCCAUAGGAUUUCUGUGUUCUUCAGUUGAUGAUUAUAUAUAACCUAUGCAUAAAGUCAUCAAGAGAGUGAUUUGAACUCUGGAAAAGGUGUUGCUUUUAAGUGGGAAGGAAGCGAAGAACUGAAAUAUUCUCUAUGGACUGGAACUUGAAGACCCCAUCUUGGGAUUUUACUCAAUUGGAACAAGAUGUAUUAAAGAACAUCAAUACAAUAGGUGCAUCCAGCAGCUUUGUUGAAGAUAGAACGACUUCUGGGGAUUUCUCGAUUGAUUUGAAACUGGGUCAAGUCAGUAAUCUAGGAACAAAAUAUGCAGUCAAUGAGCCAGGAGUGUUGAAAAUGGAACCUUCCAAGAGGGCAAGAGGAUCUGGGAAUGGGGCUCAGCCUUUGUCAUGCCUUGUGGAUGGAUGUGUUUCAGACCUUAACAACUAUAGAGAUUACCACAGGCGCCACAAGGUCUGCGAGCUCCAUUCAAAGACUCCCCAGGUUACAAUUGGUGGACGAAAGCAAAGGUUCUGCCAGCAGUGUAGCAGGUUCCAUUCACUAGAAGAAUUUGAUGAAGGAAAGAGAAGCUGCAGGAAACGUCUCGAUGGACACAAUCGAAGGCGACGAAAGCCACAGUCGGACUCCCUAUCACGAAGUAUUUUGUCUCAUUACCAAGGUUCCCAACUGCUACCAUUUUCUUCCUCACAUGUCUAUCCAUCUACAAUUGUUAUGAACCAUUCCUGGCGUGGAAUUUCCAAUACUGAGAUAGAUCCAAGGCUUCAUGUUCAGCAAGAGCCAAUCCACUUCCCUGAUAAACACGACAUCUAUCUCGGAGCAUCGUCGAACGAUAGCAUCCAUAAAAUUGAAAAGCAGGUUGCAUUUCUGCAAAGUGACAAUCCGGGAUCUUCGGUUGGCCUACCCUUUGUCAGGACCAUUGAUUUUUCAGAAAAUGGAAGCAGUCGGAGCAAAAUGUUCUAUGACAGGUUUACAACUCCAAGUCCAGGCCAUGAGUCGGAUGGUGCUCUCUCUCUUCUGUCAUCUUUGCAGACACAGUCAUCCGGGAUCGGUUUCAACCAAGCCGAGCAGGACCGUCAUCUUAUAUCCUUCCUGCAGCCAUUAGAUGUGAGCUUAGGACAUCACAACAGGUUGGAGACAGCUAGUUCAGUACUGAAUGGCUGUGUGAGUAAUGCUGAUAUGAAUUGCUCAGGAAUGUUUCACGCUGCAUCGAAUGAUGGAGGGAAUGAAGCUCCCCCACCAUCCCUUCCCUUUCACUGGCAGUAGAUUAACUUCAGUACACACAACUGAUCAUCUUCUUAUUUAACUGCUGCCUGUCUGCUAUGCUUGUGAAGCUUAACAAUGGUACUUCUCUCAUUUCAUCUUUGGUUGCUUUAUGGACUAUUUUUCUUACAUACUGUCUAUGUCUACGCAACUCCUUAUUUUUGUGUCUCUGUCACCCUCAGGCAUCAG
Messenger RNA from Cucurbita moschata (crookneck pumpkin), 2225 nucleotides. RefSeq names its product squamosa promoter-binding-like protein 13A. The transcript is spliced from 4 exons. The record is from RefSeq and is a predicted model, not a curated record. Gene Ontology annotation, molecular function: DNA binding. Gene Ontology annotation, cellular component: nucleus. Lineage: Eukaryota; Viridiplantae; Streptophyta; Magnoliopsida; Cucurbitales; Cucurbitaceae. The coding region runs from base 912 to 2039 and encodes 375 amino acids.